Molecule: messenger RNA, 2454 nt
Organism: Nerophis lumbriciformis (worm pipefish)
Lineage: Eukaryota; Metazoa; Chordata; Actinopteri; Syngnathiformes; Syngnathidae
Biological process (GO): regulation of cell differentiation
Cellular component (GO): membrane
Source: RefSeq, a predicted model, not a curated record
CGGAUUAGGGAUGAGCAUUAAAACUCACAUUGAGCCUCAUGUGCUUUCUACCCAUCCUGUCCUGCUUGCUACAUUUCUGUCAGUCAGUCAAUCGGAGUGAACAAAGCGGUUGUCAACAUGAGCGUCUCUGGAAUCCAUCAAGGCACACUCAGGAUGUAUGGAGGAUUUCUUUUCAAACAAUGGAAGAAGAGGUUCCUGCUCCUGACAGCUGAAGGCGGCCUUUUUGUGUGUCACCACGUUUCAGCUCCACCUGACCAGCUGGUGUUGUUGCAGAACAGCUGUGAGGCCAUUGUGGAGGGCAAGGAGAUCCUUGACCUUCCAAAGAUGCCUGCUGGCGGAAGCCGAGAUUGCUGCUUCGCUCUCAUCUUGACCCAAAAUAAAUACCUGCUCCUGAUGGCCGACACCCCUGCAGACUGCAGUCAAUGGUUGAACGUGCUGAAAAAAGUCAAACAAAGCGUCUCGUCACCUCUUAGUCUUUGCAAGCGGCAUCAGGUGCCGCCGCUCAAUAUUGCUCUGAAAGACCUGGUACCCGAUCAAAUCCAGGAUAAAGAUCCACCGACCCCACCGAUCAGCAAUGGCGAGGCACUUUCACCUGGGCCUCUGAUUGGCUCCCCAAAGGACAAAGGCAGGGAUUCUCCACGCACAAAGUACUACAAAGGAGGCAGGCCCUCGGUGGGCUGCCUGCGUCACGGCACCAUCAACAACACUCAGACGGUGAGGGCCGUCUACCUGCUGAUGGGAGGGGCCGCCGCGUCGUCUGCUAUGGGCUACUUAGGCUCGUGCUCACCCUCCGGCCUGGACGCCAAAGCUCCCGACCUGCCCCUCAGCGCAGACUUCUCAGAUGUGGGACCGGCAGGGGCGUACCACACUGACAGCCCCGCCAUCACCUCCCCACACUUUAACAGCUUUGACUUUGAAAUGGCAGACGCUGAUUUUAACGCUUUUGAUUGUGGGGGGUUUACUUUUUGAUAGUUGCAAGACUCCCCUUCUGUCCCACCGUGACAACAACCAGUGCAACACGCCUUGUGCUUUGUGCAUAACUACCCACACUGUGUAUGUUUAAAAAAAAAUAUAUAUAUAUAUAUAUAUAACAUAAUCAGCACUGUCAGUGAUUGUAGAUUUUGGUAAAAUGUCAAUUUAAGAUGUAUGUUUAGGAAAUCUACUAACCCUACCACUGAGUUAGAUAGACCUGAACUUAACCUAAUGCUGUAAAGUAAAAACCUCAUCAUCACACACUGUUAAUCCCUCAAAUGUGAACUUUUACAUUAAGUAAAACUAAUAUGUUGUGUAUACGUGCUACUUUGUCUUGUUCAGCAAACAAAACGUCCUUGCAGUAGCAGGCGUCUCAAAUAGGUAGCAACUAGCACCGGAUUUUGAGAAGCUCACCAAAAAAUGGUCAUAAACUAUGUGUGGUCUUUUUAGGAGACACAUGAACCCAAAUAGCACGCAUUGACAAUCAUUGUAGUAAGUGCAAUCAAAUGUUAACAAAGUAAAACACAAGUAGCUUGUCUCAUUUCAUUUGAAGAGUUGGAGACACGUACCUGCUCUAUCCACACACAGACAGGUGCAAAUCAUACAAUCUAAUGUAUAAUACAAAAUUGCAUUUUCACACAUAGAUUAAAGGUUUCACAAAUCAUAAACUUUGUUAAAUUGACUCAUUACACAAAGUGUAUUUAUAUUUGUGUUGCAUUGAUGUUUUUUGUUCUUAUUUUGCUCUAGUGACAAAAUUAAUCGAUGAUGUGACAGUAUCUGUUUGGUGUUGACUUUUUAUUGCCCACCCCUCAAAUCGGUCAGCCUUGUAAAAAUGACAAAAAUAAACAUGCAGUUGUUUGUAUUAUUGUGCUUUACAUUUGUAGUUGUGUAAGUGGACUGUAUUAUACUGAGAAGUGUUGUCACUUAAUUAUCUUACAUAUUUUAAACUGACGACAAUCAUGAACAGGGUUUGAAUUAUUAUUUUUUACUAAUCUUGUGGAAAAUUAGUAGGGGUGCACAAAAAAAUAGUUUUGCAUCCUGAUUCAAAAUUGAUUCAUCCAUCCAUUGAUUUUCUACCACUUGUCCCUUUCGGGGUCGCGAGGGGUGCUGGAGCAUAUCUCAGCUGCAUUCGGGCGGAAAGCGGCGUACACCCUGAACAAGUCGCCACCUCAUCGCAGGGCCAACACAGAUAGAUAGACAACAUUCACACACCAGGGCCAAUUUAGUGUUGCCAAUCAACCUAUGCCCAGGUGCAUGUCUUUGGUUCAUAAUUUUCGAAAAUCGAUUUAAAACAUUCUUUUUUUUGGUUAAGAAUUACAUUUUAAAAUGACUUUUUUAGGCCAUCUCCAUGCAACCAAAAUGAGCUUUUAUAACCUGUAACAUGUUAUGAAUUUGUUUUAUUAUAAUUGUUAAACCAAAUAAAUCAAUUCGAAUUGAGAGUCGUGUUGACUCCAGAAUCGGAUCGAAUCAGAAACCCCUAAA